This is a messenger RNA of Styela clava, 3097 nucleotides long. NCBI's taxonomy places the organism in Eukaryota, Metazoa, Chordata, Ascidiacea, Stolidobranchia, Styelidae. The record is from RefSeq and is a predicted model, not a curated record.
UAUUUCUGAAUCUCGCAUCAUUUAGUAUUCACUUACAUGUACGCCUCGAACAAGGUGGAGAACAUCGGUUACUUCACUCCAGAACAAGGUAAACAGAGAAAGAAGCAGACAAAACAAGAUUCUAAUGAGAAACCACAUCUAUCAGGUAUAGCAGCAACCAAACUUCAGUGCUCGGCAAGAUACAGCAGUGGGGAUCUUGCAGAUCAGUCAAGUUCUGACUCCAAUAAAAAUGAACCUUUCCAGGAAAUUCCCAAACAGAAAAAAACUGUUCGUAGGCACAGAAGAACAAGCAGUGCUGAGUCAAGCGUCUCAUUUUCUCUUUCGUCCAAGAAAAAUAUUGAUUUUUCCAGCAAAGAUCGAGGUUAUUUUGAGUUCAAAUUGGGAUUGGAAGGCGGUGCCGUUAAACUGCCAUUUUGUAAACUUGAGUUCCCACCAAAUUCUGUCGAAAGAGAAAUGACUAUCAGUGUGAAACCAGUCUAUACUCAGUGUCCAACGAGAAAUGAAAAAAAUAUUCUCUUCCUGACAUCAGCAAUUUUUUUCAAGCUUGACGAAUUGCUUGAGAAAACAAUCAAGAUUAGAAAACCAGUUCAUAUAUUUCUUGCAACUGAGCGACUGUCAAAGGGCACAUCUAUAAACGUUAUUAUCCAAAAAGCUAGUGACUAUAAGAAGUUGAACUGGGAGAAAUUGACCAGGAAGAAAAUUACAGUUGGAAAGUAUAUUGAAUGCCACGGCAGAUUAUUAUGUGGCUUCCGUGCAGUCACUUUUUCAGCGAUCAACUCGCUGUUGACACUAUACAAGUACAUUGUCUACAUCAAACGUCCCACAAAUAUUAUUGAUCCUUUACAACAAAUACUCGUCAUUAAACUUUAUGUUGAUGAGCUGAAGUGCAGGCCUAGUGAAAUUCUACUUGAAGGGAAUAUUUAUGCGAGGCAUGCAUCAAACCUUGAGUUAACACUAAAUGGGAAUAAAAAGGUCAAUGUGAAGAACAAAAAUCAAACUUUUACCAUUCCAGACAUAAAUGGUGACAAUGAAUCUCUGGAGCAAGACAUUUGCUCAUUUUGCUUAGAAAAAUGUAAUCCAGAUUUCCCGAUCUCUCAAGAUAUGGUUGUUCACCUUUACCUUGAAAUCAAAUCAGAAGAUGAUUCAAAACCAUCCAAAUUUCCAUUUUAUUGGUCCAAGGACUGCACUGUGCCCCCGAUCCACAUGCAUGUAUCGAAUGGAGGAACUGGAAUGAAAAAUGAAUUUUAUCUAUUGAAGGAUGGAUCUGCUCAUUAGUGAUCAUGAACACUUCUUAUAUAAACUUUAAUGCGAUUAGUGAAAAUAUUGAUCUAAUAAUCACAAAGAGCAUGUACAAAUUUGUUCAGUACUUUACCAAACAAACCUCUUUCAUAUCUGAAACUUGACCUCAAUUGUUUCGUAAUUUCUAAAAUUAACUGUGCUCAUUAAAAGCAAACAAGUUACUGACAAUGUUACAUUGUUUAUUAACAAAAUUCAUGUAUCAACAAUACUAGCUAUUUUAAUUUCUUGUUUCUAUGAGCAUCAAAUACCUGUUUAGGUUCAAAAAUCAUGAAAACAAUUUUUUGUGUGUCUAUAUAUUCGGCAAUGUAUAGAGAAAAUACUUUUUGUAACAAGUAUUAUUUGAAUCUUUUAUUUUUAAAUGAAUUCUGUUGUUUUUAACUGUUACUGACUAUACUAUAUGAAUAUGCCAAAUAUAGAACUAUGUAUCGAGGGUUGUUAAUCACAACGUUUUAAAAACUUGAAUUUGCAAAUUUAUUUUUGGUUUUAAAUAGUGAUAAAUGAAUUGAGUUUUUGUGAUGUUAAAAAAUAUUAACUUUUUUUACUUUCAGCUCUCUAUAUAAAAUUGCCUAUAUAAAUAUGCUCUUUUCUGCCUAAUUCAUUUUUUUAUAAUGAUCCAUUUUAAUAAUUUAAAUAUUACAUACUCAUUCUGUAAGUUCUGCCAAAUAACAUCUAACCUUUGAACUUCCUCUAUUUUUUCUCUUUUUGGCCAAAUGCACUGUAGUACUAAUGAUGCAAAUUUUGUAGCAUUCCUUCAAAAAUAUAAUUUAUUUUAUAAUGACAAAACUGUUAAAGUAUAUUCUGUGAAAUAGUCUGCGAUGAAGUUUUGAAUUAGCUGUUCAUGACUUGGUUGCUUUUUAUUGCAAUGUUAAAUUAAUUAAUUGUUGUUUAAUCAAGUAAUGAUAAUAAAUUUUUGUUUUUGUGAAAAUGCAAAAUGUCUACAAUUUGAUACAAUAAACACAAAUAGGAUAUAUAAGACAACCAAAGGGUAUUUGAGGAGGCUCGAUUCCCUUCCCAUCAGACCUUCUAGGAAGUAUCAAAUUUUCAAGAGUCAUUGUCAGUGUUCAGAAGACGACAUGAUAUGAUUCACCAUGUUUCAUAAAAAUAAAGUGAAUUAAGUCUCUCGAACAAAAGAACUUGACUAACCACCUCGACAACUUGAGAAUUUAAAAUAAAAUCUGGGCGAGUUUAUACUCACGAGUAUGAAAUCCUUUGCGACCUGACCUUGAAACAGCAGCGAUUAGCGAUUGUAAAAUUUCAAAAUACAGAAUUGCGAUAUAGGAAACCUAAAACUGGCAAUUACAAAUUUGAAAUGAAUUAAAUAUGCAAAAUCAAGAGUGUGGACACCUCAUUGUCACUUUUCAUGUACUGAAUAUGACCUAAAUUACACACCUAUCUAUAAAAAUUCUAUUUGUUAAAUCUAUUAGUAUAUAUUUACGGGUAAAUUGAAAAUACUAGUUGAAAAAGUUAAUAUUCCAUUGCUUUUUUAAGUAGAAAUCUUACAAAUUAUUACAUUACUCUUUGCAUUUGCUAAAAUUAUAAACUUAAAUUUAACGAGUGUAUUCAUUGUUUGUAUAUGCAAUAAUUUAUUUCAUGCCCUUGAAGCAUGUUAGUCGUUACCUGAAAGUUCAUGACUAAACUAGAAAUAUUUUCCUCACUUUAUCGUAGUAAUUCACUUAUAUUUGUUUUUAUUUGAUAUGACUGUCUAUGUAUAAGCAAUUUAUGGUUAUCUGUAUAAUUUGGAUUUUCCUAUUCAUUUAGGUCUUAGGUAAUUCCUUCAUAUUGUGCCAUUUAGAUGUCU